Messenger RNA from Mercurialis annua (annual mercury), 1434 nucleotides. RefSeq names its product MADS-box MEF2 type transcription factor MIG1-like. The coding region runs from base 1 to 1329 and encodes 442 amino acids. NCBI's taxonomy places the organism in Eukaryota, Viridiplantae, Streptophyta, Magnoliopsida, Malpighiales, Euphorbiaceae. Gene Ontology annotation, cellular component: plasma membrane. The record is from RefSeq and is a predicted model, not a curated record. The transcript has a single exon.
AUGUCUCAUGCAGAAACUAACCCUCAUUUUAUAGUAAUUCAGCAGCGUGAAGGCCAACGUGCUCGGCCUCCAACUUCGUCUGGGAUAAAACUACCUAGUUCUAGUGGGGCACCAGUUAGUCCAGAUGCAGCACCUCUGAAUCGUCGGGACCAACGAAACCAGCCACUGGGGUCACGGGGAACAAGACAUCAAGGCGAUCGUUACAAGCCACAGCGUCCACGGGGAGGGGAACUGCAAGGCGAUGGCACAUUACAACCUCCACGGAAGCAAUCUGCCCCACGUCAAGAUCAAGAUCGUCAGCCUCAUGAUCCACAUUAUGGUGGUGCCGGUGGUGGAUACUCGACCCCUUGGUUGUUUCCACACCCUACGGAUGGAGCUCGCCCUGUUCAUGAUCCACAGCGUGAUGGCAGAUACCAUAGUCCGUGGAUACGUCUACCACACUAUCAAGGAGAAGAUCAACACCAUCGCCAACCUGCUCGACCACAGCAUCAAGGAGACGAUCAACACCAUCCCCAACUUGCUCGACCACAGCAUCAAGUAGAAGAGCAACACCAUCCCCAACUUGCUCGACCACAGCACCAAGAAGAAGAUCAACGCCAUCCCCAACUUGCUCGGCAGCCUGACAGUACCAGUGUCACAGAACCACAGCAUCAAGAAAAAGACCACUAUCCCCUCCACCCCCGUGAUUCUAGUCUUCAACCAGCACACCAACAGGAACGCCCUCGCCAAUCAAGCGGCUUGCGGACUCCAGCACCUCAGAAAACUAGGCCAAUAACAUGGUUAGCUGCAGCCGCAUGUGCCAUCUUCUGGAUAAUAAUUUUUCUAGCAGGACUAAUUGUGCUCAUUGUUUAUCUAGUGUAUCGCCCGCAUAGCCCACGGUUUGAGGUGCCCAGUGCCACCUUGAAUGCAGCCUUCAUUGAUGCUGGCUCUUUGCUGAAUGCUGAUAUCACCGUGCUAGCAAACUUCACCAAUCCAAAUAAGAAAGUGGACGUAGACUUCACUCACAUCAUCCUUGACCUGUAUUACGAGAAUACUCAUAUUGCUACUCAAUAUAUUGAGUCAUUUUCAGCAGCAAGGGCUGUCUCAACAUUUGCUUAUGUUCAUUUGGUAACUAGUCAGGUUCGGCUUCCCUCUAAGGAAAGCGUUCAACUCCAAGAGCAGAGUAAUAGAAACGGAAUCCUAUUGAACAUAAAAGGAGUAUUUAGGGUACGAUCUAAUCUGGGAAGUUUCCUCAGAUACUCUUAUCAUCUAUACGCUCAUUGCACCAUCAUGGUUUCUGCUCCUCCUAAUGGUGUCCUGCGAGCAACCAGAUGCAGAACAAAACGUUAAUGAAUGAUUUUGCACAAUCAUUUCUUUGCCAUAGCUUUUGCUUCCUUUUCAUUUUUGAACCUAUUCAUCACUUUAGAAUUAAAACACUUCAGCAGUUCAGCUUUA